GAGUCCCUGACGGGGAGGGUUCCGGGGCAGCCCUGGGUUCUAGGAAGGGGAGCUGGGGAGUUUUCACCCUAACCGGGGCUCACGCAGGAAGCCUGGGGGAGUGGGAGACGGAAACUCAGCCACAUCAAGACUCAGCCACAGGCAUGAGGGGCCCCUGGCCGAGAUGACAGUGCUGGCGCUGGCCUGGAGCCCAACCCUGCGUACACCUGGGUGCCAGACCCCACUGCUGCUGCUGCUGCUGCUGAGCGCCGCCCUGCGGGGGACCCCGGGCUGCUCCUUCCCGCACAGCCCCAUCGCCUCCACCUUCGCCGACAGGAUCGACCAGCUGUCGGACUACCUGCUUCUCGAUUACCCGGUCACCAUGGCCUCCAACCUGCAGGAUGAGGAGCUCUGCGGGGCGCUCUGGCGGCUGGUGCUGGCCCAGCGCUGGAUGGAGCGGCUCAAGACUGUGGCUGGCCCCCAGAUUCAAGACCUGCUGGAGAAGGUCAACACGGAGAUCCACUUUGUCACCUCUUGUGACUUCCAGCCCCUCCCCAGCUGUCUCCGCUUCGUCCAGACCAACAUCUCCGACCUCCUGCAGGACACCUCGGCGCAGCUGCUGGCUCUGAAGCCCAGGAUCACCCGCCGCAAUUUCUCUCGGUGCCUGGAGCUGCGGUGUCAGCCGGACCCCUCCACCCCGCUGCCCCCAGGGAGUCCCAGGGCCCUGGGGGCCACUGCUGUGCCAGCGCCUCAGCCUCAGUCCCCCCCACUGCCGCUCCUCUGGCUGCUGCCCCCAGCCCUCCUGCUGCCAGCUGUCGCCUGGGGCCUACACUGGCGGAGGACGAGGUGGCGGACAACCCGUCCCAGGGAGCAGACCACAGAGAGACAGAUGCGUCUAUCGUCCCAUUUUACGGAGGAGGACACUGAGGCCCAGAGUGAAAGUCAUCUGCCAGAGGACACACAGCCAGGGCCCGGAGGAAGCAGGUUGGAGGCUGGGCCCUUCCUGGGCCCCUGCACCUCUCUCUGCCUUCCAGAAAUGGAGGCAGCACCACAACCCGUGGCUCAGGUCCCAAUGACCCACUUCUGUACGAAGCCCUGAUCCCCACGAAGUUGUAUAUAAACAAUUCUUUUCUACCA
Molecule: messenger RNA, 1116 nt
Organism: Tupaia belangeri chinensis (Chinese tree shrew)
Lineage: Eukaryota; Metazoa; Chordata; Mammalia; Scandentia; Tupaiidae
Gene: FLT3LG
Product: fms related receptor tyrosine kinase 3 ligand
Exons: 8
Coding region: 164-1078 (304 amino acids)
Biological process (GO): positive regulation of cell population proliferation
Cellular component (GO): membrane; cell surface
Molecular function (GO): cytokine activity; receptor tyrosine kinase binding
Source: RefSeq, a predicted model, not a curated record